Fonsecaea monophora is the source of this 1002-nucleotide messenger RNA. RefSeq lists its product as hypothetical. The record is from RefSeq and is a predicted model, not a curated record. The transcript is spliced from 2 exons. NCBI's taxonomy places the organism in Eukaryota, Fungi, Ascomycota, Eurotiomycetes, Chaetothyriales, Herpotrichiellaceae. Gene Ontology annotation, molecular function: protein binding. The coding region runs from base 1 to 1002 and encodes 333 amino acids.
AUGUCAUUCACUCAGCACUUCCUCGUGGGUCUGGAACGAAAGCCGUUCAAUGUCCACUCAGAUCUGGCCGUCCAACUUUCCCCAGUCUUCGCCGCCCUGAUCAACGGUAGCAUGGUCGAGAGUGUCGAAAGACGGGUUGUCCUGGACGACAUCGAUGAAGAGACCUUUCUGCGCUUCUGCGAAUUCGCCUACAAGGGAGACUUUUCGGUACCUCCGCCCAAAACCGUCGUUGACCAGGAACUGCCGUCGUCACCACAACUGGAAACAGUUGACGAAAAGUUCACUUCCAGCCAUAACAGGUCUCUCUCUACCGGCGUCCCUAUUGGAAAAGUCCUCGAUGGCGGCGAAGGAGAAGGGUUGAAGGUAUUGGCGACGGGUUUGUGGCCACGGGUCCGGGGCGACCACCACAAACCAGCUUGGAGGCAUCAGAUUUCGCGGCCAGUCUCGUGGCUGCGAGGGCGAAGAACGGUCCGCACCACCGACAAUCGCACACGGGACUCCCUGGCAAAACCUGCAGUUGUCUCAAAUCUCCCCGAUCCAGGCUCGAAGCUGGCCGCCGACUGGGCCAAGUUCUGCAACGCUUCCACAGACUGGGACGGGCCCCUUUUCCGACCGUACAAGAACUACACGCCCUCGGAGAGCCUGACGGAGAUGCUCCUGUCCCAGGCGAGGUUGUACGUCUUUGCCGACAGAUACGUCAUUGAGUCGCUCAGAUCGCUGGUUCUGUACAAGAUGCGCCGUUCGUUAGCCUCGCUCAAGCUGUUUCCCGAGCGCGUACCGGAGGUGUUCCUGCUCGUCCAGUACGUCUAUGAAAACACAAGAGAAGGCGACGACCUCAGAGCCUUGCUGACGCAAUUCAUCGCCUGCAUGAUCACCGUUUUUCUGCAACAUCCCGACUGGGACGGAUUCAUUCGCCAGCAGCACAUUUUCACCAUGGAUUUGCUGAAACAUCUGAGAGAUAGUGUGGAGGUUGAUGAUGGGCGGAGAAGAAGCGCCGCAUAA